Messenger RNA from Aaosphaeria arxii CBS 175.79, 1176 nucleotides. RefSeq names its product S-adenosyl-L-methionine-dependent methyltransferase. Gene Ontology annotation, biological process: mitochondrial respiratory chain complex I assembly. The coding region runs from base 71 to 1138 and encodes 355 amino acids. NCBI's taxonomy places the organism in Eukaryota, Fungi, Ascomycota, Dothideomycetes, Pleosporales. The transcript has 2 exons. The record is from RefSeq and is a predicted model, not a curated record. Gene Ontology annotation, cellular component: mitochondrion.
UUCAACUUUCAAACACGGCAGACCUCAAUUGAUACGCGUGGACAGGAUUGGACGGCCAAUUGAGCACAUCAUGAACACGUUGUCUAUUCGCGCUUUCAUUCCUCCUCUAAGGCGACGAUGUGCCCCGCCGUCGCUCCAUGCCAUUCGCCGCUAUGCAGUGCAGGCUCCCGGAGCUCCAACCAUGGAAAUUUUCAGUCAACAGCAUAAGUGGAUGCAAAAGGAACGUGCAGCAGCAGAUGUGGAAACGAGUAGGAACGUGGACUAUCUCAGAGACGAGGUUGCCUCGCGAUUAUGCGAACGAUUAUUGGACAUAAAUCGUCACUUCCCGCGCGUCUUGGACCUUGGUGCAAAUGCAUGUAACCUGGCCCGCAUGCUUACCCUCCCGUCUCCAGAGACUCCCGAUGCCGGCCCUCGGUCAAGUCGCAUCGGCAAGCUGAUAGCAGCGGACUCGUCGGAAACGCUGCUUUACCGUGAUGCAGACCUUCCCUUCAACAAGGAGAUUGAUAUCCAGCGCGAGGUCCUGCCGGCAUCGGAGACUCUUUCAUACGAAGCGAACUCCUUCGAUGCCGUUCUGAGUAGUAUGAGCAUGCAUUGGAUAAACGAUCUACCCUCCAUCCUUGCUCAGGUCAACAACGCACUCAAGCCUGAUUGUCCAUUCAUUGGUGUCAUGAUGGGUGGAGACUCUCUCUUUGAAUUGCGAACAUCACUACAGCUUGCGGAACUUGAUAGGAGAGGUGGUGUAUCUACCCAUACAUCUCCAUUGGCAGACGUCCGCGACAUCGGCGGCCUUUUGCAGCGUGCCGGUUUCAAUCUUUUGACUGUCGAUGUUGAUGACAUUGUGGUCGACUUUCCCGAUUCAUUUGCUCUGAUGAAGGACUUGCAAGCAAUGGGUGAGUCGAAUGCAGUAAUUGCACGCGAGAAGGGCGGCAUACAUAAGGAUGUUUUGCUCGCUGCGGAAGGUAUCUAUAGAGAGUUGCAUGGGAACGAGGAUGGUACUCUACCAGCAACCUUCCGAUUAAUCUACAUGAUUGGCUGGAAACAGGGCCCCAACCAGGCAAAACCCCUCGAACGCGGCACCGGAAUGUUCAGCAUUAAGGAUUAUUUGGAAAAGGAUGGUAAAGAUGGUGGCGAUAAAUAAUUCAAUGGAUGCCUUAAAGUCUAUACUGUGUAGACAUG